CACCAAUACCGUCGCCAUGCCUCACUCGUACGGUCUCCGUGCCGGCACUCGGUAUGCCUUCAGCCGCUCCUUCAAGGAGCACGGUAUGAUCCGUCUCUCCACCUACAUGAAGACCUACCGUGUUGGUGACAUCGUCGACAUCAAGGUGAACGGUGCCGUUCAGAAGGGUAUGCCCCACAAGGUCUACCACGGUAAGACCGGUGUCGUCUACAACGUCACCAAGUCCUCCAUCGGUGUUCUCCUGUACAAGCGCGUCGACAACCGCUACCUCGAGAAGCGCAUCAGCGUCCGCAUUGAGCACGUCCAGCACUCCCGCUCCCGCGAGGAGUUCAUCAACCGUGUCAAGGAGAACGCCCUCAAGAAGCGUGAGGCCAAGGAGAAGGGUAUCCACGUCCACCUGAAGCGCCAGGCUGUUGGUCCCCGUUCCGGCCACCUCGUUUCCCAGGCUGGUAACGCUCCCGAGACCGUUGUCCCCAUCGCCUACGACACCCACAUCUAAGGGACUCGCAUGGAAAAUGGGUCUGUGGGUUCGGUGCGCGUGGUUAUUCGGUGUUAUUUGAGAACUGGGUUUACGUCGCUUUUUCACGCCCAAGUGGCUGGAACUGGACUUGGGCUGCAUGAGACGACGCGUGAUGGGUCUUCGAUGCCCUGGCACAUCUCAAGCCUGUGCAUAGAUUCCCCUGAAUGAAACAAAAAUCAAAAAUUUCCGAGUUCACC
This is a messenger RNA of Penicillium odoratum, 717 nucleotides long. RefSeq names its product 60S ribosomal protein eL21. The transcript has 4 exons. Gene Ontology annotation, molecular function: structural constituent of ribosome. The coding region runs from base 17 to 499 and encodes 160 amino acids. The record is from RefSeq and is a predicted model, not a curated record. Gene Ontology annotation, cellular component: ribosome; cytosolic large ribosomal subunit. Lineage: Eukaryota; Fungi; Ascomycota; Eurotiomycetes; Eurotiales; Aspergillaceae. Gene Ontology annotation, biological process: translation.